AUGGAGUUGCUUUUCCAACUCCAAGCCAUUGGUGUUCUACUACUAGCUCUACCUCUCUUCUACUAUCUAUGGAUCAGAAAAGCUACCUUCGUUAACAAAAGUAAGGCCACAGAGGCCCCAGAGCCACCGGGAGCAUGGCCUAUAAUCGGCCAUCUCCUUCAGGUAACAACCCCUCACCCCCUUUGUCGAACACUUGCAGCCAUGGCCGACAAGUAUGGACCAGCCUUCACCGUCCGAUUUGGUAUCCAUCGAACACUCGUCAUCAGCAACUGGGAGUUGGCCAAGGAGUGCUUCACCAUAAACGAUAAGGCUCUUUCAAGCCGUCCAAGGAGUGCCUCAAGCAACCACUUGAGCUAUGAUUAUGCAAUGUUCGCUUUCGCACCCUAUGGACCUUACUGGCGUGAAGUACGCAAGUGGGUGGUUCUCGAGCUACUCUCGAACCGCCGGCUCGAGUCACUCAAGCAAGUUCGAUAUGUAGAGAUUGACAAUUUUAUUAAGGAUCUAUAUGGGCUUUGUGUGAAAAACAACAGGAAUCAGAUUAAGGUCGAAAUGAAUCGACUUUUUGGAGAUCUAACCAUCAAUAUUGCUCUAAAGAUGUUAGUGGGGAAAAGAUAUUUCAGUGUUGUCCAUGCCGAGACCAACGAAGAGGUCCAGAGGAUCCAAACUACCAUACAUGAUUUCCUUAAAUUCAUAGGUAUCUCGGUUGCAUCAGAUGUGCUUCCAAGCUUCCUAUCAUGGUUGGAUUGGGAUGGGAAACAAAGGGCAAUGAAGAAGUUUGCUAAGGAGUUGGACGUGCUUGCUGAGAGCUGGCUCCAAGAGCAUCGGCAAAAGAGAUUAUCCGGGAAGGCUGAUGAUGAUGAUGACCAAGAUUUCAUGGAUGUGAUGCUUUCAAUUCUUGAAAAAGAUUCUCAAUUAUACGGCCAUGAUGGUGAUUCAAUAGUGAAGGCGACUGUACUGAAUUUGAUCUUAGCUGCGACAGAUACCACUUCAAUAUCCCUUUCAUGGCUCCUUUCUUUGUUACUAAACAACAAGAAAGCCUUAACAAAAGCUCAAGAAGAAUUGGAUUUUCAAGUUGGAAAAGAUAGGAAUGUGGAAGAAAAAGACAUUGAUAACCUUGUGUAUCUCCAAGCAAUAAUUAAAGAGACAUUUCGUCUAUACCCUGCAGCACCACUCUUAGUUCCCCAUGAAGCCAUGGAAGACUGCUCUUUAAGUGGCUUCAGAGUCCCAAAAGGAACACGUGUGUUAGUCAACGCUUGGAAGAUGCAUCGAGACCCACACGUGUGGUCAAACCCUUUGGAAUUCCAACCGGAGAGAUUUCUUACUAGCCAUACUGAUGUUGAUGUACGUGGAAAAAGCUUUGAGUUGCUUCCUUUCGGGUCGGGCAGAAGAUCAUGCCCGGGUAUCACGUUUGCCCUUCAGACUAUGAACUUGACGGUUGCCCGUUUGCUUCAUGGGUUUGAUCUACAAGCACCCUCUGAUCUUUCUGUGGAUAUGACUGAGGGCAUUAGUUUAACCCUGCCCAAGGAACUCCCAUUGGAAGUCCUCCUUAGCCCUCGUCUUCCUUCUCAUCUCUAUGAAUAAGGGCCGUGUAACUGAACACCUUUCUUCAUCCUUAAUUA
Telopea speciosissima is the source of this 1619-nucleotide messenger RNA. RefSeq names its product cytochrome P450 CYP82D47-like. Gene Ontology annotation, biological process: defense response to other organism. The transcript is spliced from 5 exons. NCBI's taxonomy places the organism in Eukaryota, Viridiplantae, Streptophyta, Magnoliopsida, Proteales, Proteaceae. Gene Ontology annotation, molecular function: oxidoreductase activity, acting on paired donors, with incorporation or reduction of molecular oxygen; iron ion binding; monooxygenase activity. The record is from RefSeq and is a predicted model, not a curated record. Bases 1 to 1581 code for a protein of 526 amino acids.